Molecule: messenger RNA, 886 nt
Organism: Phlebotomus argentipes
Lineage: Eukaryota; Metazoa; Arthropoda; Insecta; Diptera; Psychodidae
Exons: 2
Coding region: 62-736 (224 amino acids)
Source: RefSeq, a predicted model, not a curated record
UAAGCGAAGGUAUUGAUGGGAUAUUGCUUAUGUGAAGGCUCCGUCGCCAAGUUCAGCUGUGAUGACUGUGUCUCUGGAUGGUUAUCUUGAGCCACAUCGUUUGUCCUUCAGUUCACCGCCGGGAUCGGAGUUGAUAGCGGCUCAGGGUGGAUCAGAUGAGUCUUAUCCGGUGUUUUCUCCACCGCCAAUGGAUGAGAAUCGAUCUGGAGCACAAAAUAAUUCCCUACAACCGCCGGCAAAGCAAUCUUCGCGGGAGUCACACAGACAACACCGGAGACAAUCGAGUUUGAAUACUGUUUCCUGGCCAGAUCAAUUUGAUGGAGGAACCAGAAAUAGACUGGCGUCAAGUAAUCUUGAUCCGCCUGAUGAGGCGGACGAUGCGUCUGAGUCACCGAGAUUGCGCCAUGGACACCGAAGGGAGUCCAGCAUGGGCACAUCCUGGGCAGCGGACACUGUCAAUCCGCAGCGAAGGGCCAGCGAUAUCUCCUGGGCAAUUGUGGAUGACGAGAUCUCAGCCAGAAGUGUUCCACGACGAAGGCCGUUCAGUUGGGGUCCUGUUGGCGAAGCUUCCUAUCGCCAAUCACUCCUGUCCACCUCGUCGCGAUCACCAGUGUCUCAUCACGAGUGUAACUAUUUCCCUCCCAAGAAGCACGUAGAUGAGAAAAAAGCGAAGAGGCUGUAUAGAGAUCUGAAGAGGAAGAGAGCUUGCACACAAAUCUUUGUUCUUAUUAUGUAAAUAACACUGCCAGAAUCACUGUAAAUAGUGCGAGUGCAAGAGAAGGUAAAGAACUUCACACAUGGACAAUAAAAUUGAUUUAUUUUGCUUGCAUUUGUUUUACUGCUACAAUUUUUUUUCUCUCUUAUUUUUUAGGCUCUGUAAAUCACA